Brassica rapa (field mustard) is the source of this 3064-nucleotide messenger RNA. RefSeq names its product D-inositol 3-phosphate glycosyltransferase. The record is from RefSeq and is a predicted model, not a curated record. Lineage: Eukaryota; Viridiplantae; Streptophyta; Magnoliopsida; Brassicales; Brassicaceae.
UAGUUUUAAAAUCUAAAUAAAGCAUGACAAUUUUUCUAACUGUAGAUAAAAAAUCAAACUAAAGAAACUUCCAACAGCCUAACUAAUGACCUCCAUAAUCUCUCAACUACCAAUCUACCAUGGUAAGUAAGUCCUCAUUGUGAGACUCUGAAAUAAGUUUAACAUGAUCAGAUAGACUGGAAAUAUAUUAAGAUCACUGCUUCCAAUGAUAUUAAAUAAGUUUAACUUAUAAUACAAGUUAUGUGUCGUGUAUGCCAUACCUCAAAUUAUGUUAGCUAGGACAUACAAUAUGGUUCUUCUUAUCACUUCAAAUUAAUGAAGAUCUGCUAACCAUUACAAGAUACCAUGCAACAUCAUAUAUUGGUUUAAGGAUUUGAUGUUAAGUAAGGUUAGUUCACGCUUUAUGAUCUGACCAAACGUUUUUAACAUUUAGACCCAACAAAAAAAAAUCUGACCAAACGUAAGUAUGCACACCUUUUCUUGGUAUAACUACACUAAAAUAAUUCCUACUACCACCAGCUUAUGAUUGCUUAUAGAAUUCAAUUCACAUUCUAUAUGAGAAAUAUUGGUUUAUUUUCCGAAUCUGCAACGUUUUACUCGAUAUUAAUUGUUUUUUAUUAAAUAAAGUUGGUCUAAUAUCACUUUAUGGCAAAGCCUUUAGCUAACAACCAUUAACCAUACAUCUAUUGGACUUUUGAGUGUGGGAUAAUCAAACUACUAAUGCUGAUAUAUUUUUAUUGAUUAAUAAAUACUUUUAUUUAUUAGAAUUGCUUUCAGGCACAUCUGUGGAAAACAUAAAAAUGUUAAAUUGUACAUAUGUACAAAUUUACAAUUGAACGUAGAUAUUCAAGACUUGGUAUUAAAAAUUCACCAUAUAUAUCAUUGUAUUUAUAAUAUCAUGGAUCACCACUGUCAACAAUGUCGUUGUAGUAUAGUGGUAAGUAUUCCCGCCUGUCACGCGGGUGACUCGGGUUCGAUCCCCGGCAACGGCGUAUUUUUUUUCCUUGUUGUUCUUUUCUACAUACACUUCGUCGUUUACCACAACCUCACAAUAUCAACGACUCGACGUUUUUCUUCGCUUGAGACGGGACGCAGUCUAGCAACCAAUUGCUCACACCACCUUCUCAACUUCGUCCACCGCCGCAUUACGAAUGCGCGUGUGCCACAUGUGCGUGACGUUACUGCGAUGAUUCAUUGAAUUUUGGAGAGAGCAUGUGCACAUGACUUAAAGAAUACGGAAUUUAGUUUUAAUCUAAACGAAGUCUCUUAAAGUCAAACGUUGUUCCCGAUUCAAUCCACUGACAAACUAACCACUUAUUUUCUCUGUCUUAAACGAUGCAACUCGAGUUUCCAGAUUCGAUCUGUCACUGUCACUUUCCAUGGCUAGAGAAAACCCACUGAUGAGUUUCUCCUUCAGUCUCAGAUACCUCUGUCACUUCACUCUCCUCAUCUCUGUCCUCUCUUUCGUCUCUUUCCUCUUCAGACACAACACCACACUCUGUUCUUUUCCUUACGACCACAACCCCAACGCUGAUCACACAUUCGACCACACCCACGACAACGAAACCAUCGAUCUUCUUACCUUCUCUUCCGCUUGGAACCAUCUCACUUUCUCCCCGUCCAAACCGAACAAGAUUCUCAAGAUCGCUGUCGUGGUUAAGAAAUGGCCGCAAAAAUCACAAGCUGGUGGGCUCGAGAGGCACGCGCUUACGCUGCACCUCGCUCUAGCUAAUCGUGGCCAUGAGGUUCAUGUUUUCACCGCAGCGUCUCCGUCUUUCCCUGAGUAUGGACUGAAAAAUCUCCGGUUCCAUCUCUCUCAGCCAACCUCCGGUGGAUAUCUCGAUCAAGCUUCCCUCUCGCAAGAGCUUCAGACGCAGAACGCUAGUGGAAGACCAUUCGAUGUGGUUCACACAGAGAGCGUCGGGCUUCUCCACACACGAGCCAAGAACCUCCAAAACGUUGUCGCGUCGUGGCAUGGAAUCGCUUACGAGACGUUGCAUUCCGACAUAAUCCAAGAACUCCUCCGUCAAGCGGACGUCGCCGCCGGAGCAGAAGCAGAACAGCCACCGCCUUCCGCUCCAGCUCUUACGGAGCGAGCGAAGCGUGUCGUGGAGGAAGUCAAGUUCUUCCAACGUUACGCUCACCACGUGGCAACUAGCGAUCACUGCGGCGACGUGCUCAAGAGGAUCUACAUGAUUCCCGAGGAACGCGUCCACAUCGUACUAAACGGCGUCGACGAGAGCGUUUUCAAACCUGACGUUUCGAAACGCGAGAGUUUCAGAGAGAGAUUCGGCGUUAGAAGCGUCGCCAAGAACAGAGAGCCUCCUCUGGUUCUUGGAAUCGCGGGGAGGUUGGUUAAAGACAAAGGCCAUCCUUUGAUGUUCUCAGCUUUGAAACGUGUGUUUGAAGAAAACAAGAAAGCGCGAGAAAACGUCGUCGUUUUAGUGGCGGGAGAUGGUCCAUGGGGGAACAGAUAUAAAGAACUCGGGUCUAGUAACGUGAUCGUUCUUGGACCGUUGGAUCAAGAAAAGCUAGCGGAGUUCUACAAUGCCAUCGAUGUGUUUGUGAACCCGACGCUUCGAGCUCAGGGGCUUGAUCACACUCUUUUGGAAGCUAUGGUUUCAGGCAAACCAGUCUUAGCCACGAGGCUAGCGAGUAUCACUGGGUCCGUGGUCGUCGGUCCGCAUUUGGGAUACACUUUCUCGCCCAACGUGGAGUCUCUCGCGGAGGCGAUUUCACGAGUUGUUAGUGAUGGAAGAGAGGAGCUGGAGAAGAAAGGCAAGGAGGCACGUAAACGAUCGUUGAGGCUUUUCACUGCGUCUAAAAUGGCUGAUGCGUAUGAGAGGUUGUUUCUUUGCAUUUCGGAUAAGAGUUACUGUACAAUACAAGCUUGAUACAUUUGAGCUAUAGUUAUACUGGUAGAGUUAUUACUAAUCAUUUGGUAAAACAUGAAAGAUGUGAUGUUCUGUAAGAAGAAGAUUAAUUUUACAUGCGUUAGUUCCUACAUAAAGAUGUCUGGUUUGGUCACUUGUUUGAGUUGGUAAAAUUCUAAAAUUUUCAUAUU